CGGAGGAGGAGAAGCGAUGAAGCAUUUCUAAGACGUUACAGCGUCUGUCCUCGCAGGGAUUCUACGGCCGCCGCCUACAUGACCAAAGACGCGAGAGAAGCCACACAAAAAAGCCGAACGUAACAACCAUGCAGUUCAAAUACAGACGGAUUUGAGCUCGCUCCUGCGACCAAGGUGACAUCGCCGCAUCCUUCUUGGUUCUCCUCAGCUGCGCCUCCUCCUCCUCAUCAUGUCCGUGCAAGGGCACGGCUACCCCGAGCCGUUACUGCCGCUCCAGGCCGGUCCGGAGCGGAUGCGGGUGGAGAUCGAGCGGCUGUCCCGGGAGCUGAGCCAGACCACGGGCGAGAAGAUCCAGGCUGCCGAGUACGGACUGGCGGUGCUGGAGGAGAAGCAGCAGCUCAAGCAGCGGUACGACGAGCUGGAGGUGGAGUAUGAAGGUGUCCGGCAGGAGCUGGAGCAGAUCAAGGAGGCCUUCGGACAAGCCUACUCCAACCACAGGAAAGUGGCGGCGGACGGAGAGAGCCGCGAGGAGACUCUCAUCCAGGAGUCGGCGUGCAAGGAGGCCUACUACGAGCAGAGGGUCCUGGAGCUGCAGAAUGAGCUACGCCAGACCCGCAGCGUUGUCGCCAACGCCCAGUUUGAGAACGAGCGCCUGACGACCAUCGCGCAGGAGAUGAGAGAGGGCAACCAGAUGCUGGAGCUCCAGAGGAACCAGCUGCGUGACGACAUCAAGGAGUACAAGUUCCGGGAGGCUCGUCUGCUGCAGGACUACACGGAGCUUGAGGAGGAGAACAUCUCGCUGCAGAAGCAAGUCUCCGGGCUGAAACAGAGCCAGGUGGAGUUUGAGGGUUUGAAGCACGAAAUCCGCCGUCUGGAGGAGGACACGCAGUUCCUCAACAGCCAGCUGGAGGACGCCAUCCGCCUGAAGGAGAUCGCCGAGCGUCAGCUGGGCGAAGCCCUGGAGACCAUCAAGACCGAGCGGGAGCUGAAGGCGUCCCUGAGGAAGGAGCUGUCGCACUACAUGAACAUCGGAGACACGCUCUACAACAGCUCCCUCUGCAUCUCCCUGGACGGGCUGAAGUUCUACGACGACGCCGCCAGCGAGCCCAACAACGACGAGGCCCUGCACGGCUACGACAACGGCUUUAGCAAACUGCUCAGCGACGACAACCGCGUGUCCAAGGAGGAGGAGCUCUUCCGUCCGGUGCCGAGUCUGGUGGACGACCUGCUGAGCGAGCUCAACAUCUGUGAGAUCCAGAAGCUCAAGCAGCAGCUGGUGCAGAUGGAACGCGAGAAGGUGAACCUGCUCUCCACCCUGCAGGACUCCCAGAAACAACUGGAGCAGGCCAACGGUGCUCUGUCUCACCACCAGGAGAAGGUGAACCGCCUGACCGAGAACCUCAACGCCAUCCGGAAGCUUCAGGCCAGCAAGGAGCGCCAGUCGGCCCUGGACAACGAGAAGGAACGUGAUAGCAACGAGGACGGAGACUACUACGAGGUGGACAUCAACGGACCGGAGAUCCUGGAGUGCAAGUACAAGGUGGCCGUGUCAGAAGCCGGGGAACUGAAGGAGGAACUGAAGACCCUGAAGGCAGAAUACCAGACUUGUCAGUCGCGUUACCAAGAGGAGCGCACGCGGCUGGAGAACCAUGUCAGCUCACUGGGAGAGAAGCUGAGCUCUCUGGAGAAGACCAGUGGUCUGGAGAAGGAGGAGAAAGUGAAGCUGGAGAAGGAGCUGCGCAAGCUUAGCGACGUCGCCGGCGAGUCUCAGGGCAGUCUGAGUGUGGCUCAGGACGAGCUGGUCACAUUCAGCGAAGAACUAGCGACCCUCUACAACCACGUGUGCAUGUGCAACAACGAGACCCCCAACCGCGUCAUGCUGGAUUUCUACAAGGAGGGCAAAGGCGGGCACAGCAGCCCGGAAGGACGCGGACGGCGCUCUCCCAUCCUGCUCACCAAGGGCCUCUUCCCAGAGCCUCUGAGAAACGAUCUGAGCGACGGUUCCCUGUCACCCGGCUCCUCCCUGUCUUCUCCCGUGUCGGACCACCGCCGCGAGCCCAUGAACAUCUACAACCUGGUGGCCAUCAUCCGAGACCAGAUCAAGCACUUGCAGCUAGCCGUGGACCGCACCACGGAGUUGUCGCGCCAGAGGGUGGCCUCUCUGGAGCUGUGCACGGUGGCCGACAAGGAUAAGGAGGCCUGCAUGGAGGAGAUCCUGAAGCUCAAGUCCCUGCUCAGCACCAAGAGGGAGCAGAUUGCCACUCUGAGGACCGUGCUGAAAGCCAACAAGCAGACCGCUGAAGUUGCUUUGGCCAACCUGAAGAGCAAGUACGAGAACGAGAAGGCCAUGGUGACGGAGACCGUGAUGAAACUGAGGAACGAUUUGAAAACUCUGAAGGAGGACGCCGCAACCUUCUCUUCCCUGCGAGCCAUGUUUGCCACACGGUGUGACGAGUACGUGACGCAGCUGGAGGAGAUGCAGAGGCAGCUGGCGGCGGCGGAGGACGAGAAGAAGACCCUCAACUCUCUGCUCAGGAUGGCCAUCCAGCAGAAGUUGGCCCUCACGCAGCGUCUGGAGGACCUGGAAUUCCACCACGAGCAGUCGCGCCGCACGGGCGCCGCCGCCGCCCGUUCCAAGGCUCGCCACAGGGCGUCCGCCGCCGCUGCCGCCGCUGCCGCCGCUGCCAACACCAUGCCGCUCCUCGCCCGCGCCGCAGAGCGGCCCGAUGCCGCGCCCGCCAGCAUUGUGGGAGGUCCCGGCGUCUUCUGCAGCGAGAAGUACAAGAUCUACUGCGACUGAAGGGAGGCGGGGCUUGUUGGCCACGCCCACUUUUCUUAGUGUUUAAAAAAGCUCGCUUUGCUUUCUGGUCCGCCUUCAUGACUUUUGUUUGACUAACAUCCGCUCGUGUCACGCUUGCAGAGCGCAGGUGUGUCCUGCACAGGUGUGUCCUGCACAGGUGUGUAUGUCCUGUACAAGUGUAUUCUGCACAGGUGUGUCCUGCACAGGUGUGUCCUGUACAGGUGUGUAUGUCCUGUACAAGUGUAUUCUGCACAGGUGUGUCCUGCACAGGUGUGUCCUGUACAGGUGUGUUCUACGCAGGUGUGUCCUGUACCGGUGUGUUCUACGCAGAUGUGUCCUGUACAGGUGUAUCCUGUACAGGUGUGUUCUACGCAGGUAUGUCCUGCACAGGUGUGUUCUGCACUGGUGUGUUCUACACAGGUGUGUCCUGCACACGUAUACCUGUACAGGUGUGUUCUACACAGGUGUGUCCUGUACAGGUGUGUCCUGCACAGGUGUGUCCUGUACAAGUGUGUUCUACACAGGUGUGUCCUGCACAGGUGUGUCCUGCACACGUAUACCUGUACAGGUGUGUUCUACACAGGUGUGUCCUGCACAGGUGUGUUAUACACAAGUGUGUUCUACACGGGUGUGUCCUGUAUGCUUUCCAGGUGUGGGCGGCAGUAGACCGACUCGGCAUGUGGACUCUAGUCGCUCAAGAUGUAUUCAGGCUCUUUAGGGACAUUCUGGCUCGUGUUUGCGUGCGCGCGCGUACCAAGCGCCACUGGUCCAGAGUGCGUUGCCUAUAGCAACACCACACGACGGAGAUGAUAUUUGCGUCUGUAAGCAAAAUGUUCUUCAGUUCAUCAAAUCUCCAAAAAGACGAGAGACAAAUUGCAAAAAAAACAUUUGUCGUUAUUAAAAUGACAAGCGAGCAGUUGACUUUGAAAGAAGGGGGAAAAAAGCAGAAAUGAAGAGAAGAAAGUCACAAAUUAUAAAUAUGCUUGGCAAAAAAGUGCCUAAUAACUCACACACGUAACCUGUUGUGUCCUACGGUCCAUCAUCUUGGUCGCCAUGACGACCGCAUCGGCUGCCAGAUGAUGGAAGGUAACGUGUGUUUCACCCCCUGGUGUGUAUGUGCGUGCGUGUGGGUGGGUGUUGCCACAGAAGCUUUAAAUUGUGUGUGUUUUGUUACGAAGUGAAGUUAGUUUUUGUUUACGAUCAUCAACUUUCAUGUUCUUGAUGCAAAAAAAAAAUGUAAAAAGCAGGGUUGACGUUAGGAUUCCUGCAAGAUUCAGCAAAUUUUGCAAUUUUUUUCUACGUACAAAAAGAUUCUAUAUUCUUAAGACGAACUUAUUGAUCUUGCAGGAUCCUGCCAGCGUUUGGGGGAAAAAAGACUUAAAGCACAUCAUCUUCAGCCCUGCUUCAGCGUAAACGUAACUAUUCACUUGAAGUAUUUCCUGUAUGUGCGUCCUUUUUUUUUAUUUUUUAUUUUUUUUUAUUUUUAUAUUCGAUCUCGACUCUACGGAACCCCUUAAGGGACA
Messenger RNA from Entelurus aequoreus (snake pipefish), 4323 nucleotides. RefSeq names its product protein bicaudal D homolog 2-like. Gene Ontology annotation, molecular function: dynein complex binding; cytoskeletal adaptor activity; dynactin binding. The record is from RefSeq and is a predicted model, not a curated record. Bases 230 to 2800 code for a protein of 856 amino acids. Gene Ontology annotation, biological process: regulation of microtubule cytoskeleton organization; microtubule anchoring at microtubule organizing center; protein localization to organelle. Gene Ontology annotation, cellular component: cytosol; Golgi apparatus. NCBI's taxonomy places the organism in Eukaryota, Metazoa, Chordata, Actinopteri, Syngnathiformes, Syngnathidae. The transcript is spliced from 10 exons.